GAUCCGCAAACGUAAAGGUGAAAGAAGAAAAAAGAAAUCGAACCCUCGCCUCGUGCGUGUUCUCUCUCCCCCUCUCGUGUCGUCACGUCUCUCGGGCUUCGCGGCCUGCUCUCCUGCCGCCGAUCCGGUACCCGGCGCGGCGGACGCGGCGAUGGUCGACACGAGGCGGAGCUCGGCGGCGAAGCGGGGGCCUUCCUCGUCGGAGGAGCCCGCGACCCCGACACCGCCGGCGUCGGAUUCUGCGUCGGCCCAGGCGUCGCCGGCACCGAAGGAGGAGGCCGUGACCCCGCCUCGGAGCCGCUCGGGCAAGCGAGCCAAGGCUGCGGCUGAGACAACGGCGGCGGCGGCGGCGACGGAGGCGGCGGCGGAGGCAACCGCGAGGGAUACGACGGCGGCGGCGGCGGCCGAUGUGCUGGACACCUCGAAUGAUAAUCUGCGGGGGUCCACGCGGCCCGUCCCGGCGUCGUCCACCGUGUCGAAUUCGGCUACGGUGUCGAAUUCAGGAGUGAGGAAGAGAAGGGCCCCGAGAAGGUGUUCUCGGCUGGGAGAGUGGACGUCUGUGGAAGAGAUGACGGCCUGGAAGGCGAAUCAGCCAUUGGCUGGCGGCCGUGCUGAACCUUGGGGUAGACUGAUUUCCCUGUCUCCGUCUCCUCAGUUUCCCACAGUUCCUAUUUAUGCUACCCAUUUCACUGUUGGACAUGGUCUCAAAUGUGAUUUGAGAUUGACAGACUCAUAUCCCGGAGUACAUGUUUGUAAACUGAAGCAUGUUAGGAGGGGUGCAUCCCUUGAGGUCUAUGUAUCUAAAGUUGUCCAUGUAAAUGGGAAGGCCUUAGACAAGGCUGCUAAGGUCACAUUGAUUGGAGGCGAUGAAGUUACUUUUAGUCCAGUUGGGAGGCAUGCUUAUAUAUUUCAGAAACUUCCAGAGGAAAAAUCAAGCACAUCGACGUUUUCUCCCCUGUGCGGUGUUCAACAUGGGCAAUAUCCAGUUAUUGGAAGUUUAUCAUCUAAAAGAGCCAAGUUACCAGUGCCGUUUAGUUUUGAAUAUGGCCGCCCUCCGUUGGUUCCUCAUGAUACAGAGAUAGUCAGCAGUUUAUGUAAAACAAUGGAGGAGCAGAGCCAGUAUUCUUCUGAAGAAAAUGUAUCAUUUGCUCAACAUCAACUUUUAAAAGAAGAUCUGAAGAAGGCCGUUCUCAGUGCAAGUGAUUUAUCAGAGUCCUUCGAUAGUUUUCCAUAUUAUCUGAGCGAGAGUACCAAAAGUUCUCUUGUGACAACAGCACAUGUAAACUUGUGUCACAAGGAAGCCAUGGAGUGGACAAAAAUAAUAAGUUCUAUUUCUCAACGAGUAUUAUUAUCUGGUCCAGCAGGGUCUGAGAUAUACCAAGAAAUAUUGGUGAAGGCUCUGACCAAAUACUUUGGUGCUAGACUGCUUGUCAUAGAUUCGUCGUUACUGUUGGGUGGACAGUCUUCAAAGUCAAAGGAAUCAGUGUUGUACAAAAAGGGUGAUAGGGUGAGAUACACUGGUUAUUCGCAAUCAUCAAGGUUUAUCUAUGAGGGACAAAGACCUCCAGAUUAUGGUGCACAGGGUGAAGUGCGACUUUCUUUUGAGGAAAAUGGAUCCUCAAAAGUUGGAGUCAGAUUUGACAAACAGAUUCUCGGGGGCAUUGACCUUGGAGGCAAUUGUGAGGUUGAUCAUGGUUUCUUCUGCGCGGGCGAGUUCCUUCCCUCUGCUGUUCCUAUCUACUCAAUGAUUGAGAGUCUUUGCCUCGACGGUCCAGGAUGGGAAGAUAGAGCUAAACAUCCAUUCGAUGUAAUAUUUGAGUUUGCAUCCGAAGAAAGUGAGCAUGGUCCUCUUAUCCUAUUUCUGAAGGACGUCGAAAAAGUGUGUGGAAACAGUUACUCUUAUCAUGGUCUAAAGAGUAAGCUUGAAAUUUUUCCAGCUGGUGUUCUUAUCAUUGGAUCUCAGACCCAGGCGGACGCUCGGAAAGAUAAGCUAAACAACGGGUCUCCUUUUCUUUCAAAGUUCCCAUACAGCCAAGCAGCAAUACUCGACCUUGCGUUCCAGGAUAGCUUUGGCCGGGUGAAUGAUAAAAACAAAGAAGCAGUGAAGACUGCAAAGCAUGUCACGAAACUUUUCCCCAAUAAAGUGACAAUACAACCACCACAGGAUGAAUUGGAACUUUCACAGUGGAAAAAGCAAUUAGAUUGUGAUGUUGAAAUCCUAAAGGCAAAGGCUAACAUUUCAAAAGUCCAGUCUUUUCUAAAUCGCCAUAGACUGGAAUGUACCGAUUUAGAGAGUACACUAUGUGUGAAAGAUCGAAUUCUUACAAACGAAUGUGUGGACAAAAUAGUUGGUUAUGCUUUUACUCAUCAAGUUACAAAGGGUAUCAUUCCAACUCCUGGAAAGGACGUGUUUGCUCUUUCUGCUGAAAGCCUGCAGCAUGGGGUUGAUUUGUCGGAAAGCAUGCAAAACGACCAUAAGAAAAAGAGCACAAAGAAGUCACUCAAAGAUAUUGCCACUGAGAAUGAAUUUGAAAAAAAGCUUCUUGGUGAUGUGAUCCCUCCGGAAGAGAUAGGUGUUACCUUUGACGACAUUGGAGCACUAGAGAAUGUCAAGGAGACUUUGAUGGAAUUAGUUAUGCUUCCAUUGAAAAGGCCAGAGUUGUUCUCCAAGGGGCAGCUUAUGAAGCCAUGUAAAGGAAUAUUACUUUUUGGUCCACCGGGAACGGGGAAAACCAUGCUUGCUAAAGCUGUUGCAACAGAGGCCGGUGCAAACUUCAUCAAUAUAUCAAUGUCAAGCAUUGCCUCAAAGUGGUUUGGUGAGGGAGAGAAAUAUGUGAAAGCUGUGUUUUCACUUGCAAGCAAAAUUGCUCCUAGUGUCAUUUUCGUGGAUGAGGUUGAUGGCAUGCUGGGUAGACGUGAGAACCCAGGAGAACAUGAAGCCAUGCGUAAGAUGAAAAAUGAAUUUAUGGUGAACUGGGAUGGUUUAAGAACAAAAGCUAAAGAACGUGUAUUAGUACUUGCUGCCACCAAUAGGCCAUUUGAUCUUGAUGAGGCUGUUAUUAGGCGGCUCCCAAGGAGGUUGAUGGUGAAUUUACCAGAUGCAACCAAUAGAAAAAAGAUUCUUAGUGUAAUACUAGCCAAAGAAGAUAUGGCAGAUGAUGUGGAUCUGGAUGCACUGGCCAACUUGACAGAGGGGUAUUCGGGCAGUGAUCUAAAGAAUUUGUGUAUUACUGCUGCAAAUCGCCCCAUAAGGGAAAUCCUUGAAAAAGAGAAGAAGGAGAGAUCCUUAGCUGAAGCAGAAAAUAAACCGAUGCCUCCUAAGUAUUCUAGCAGCGACAUCCGUUCCCUGAAACUGAGUGAUCUCAAACAUGCACAUGAGCAGGUAUGUGCAAGUAUAUCAUCCGAUUCAACAAAUAUGAACGCGCUUAUUCAAUGGAACGACCUCUACGGUGAAGGCGGAUCUAGGAAGAAGACAACUCUAAGCUAUUUCAUGUAGCUCGUGUCUAGUGUGUGUAGAUACAUCAGAAGCAUAGCGUGAAGCCACCAAGAAGAUCGACGAUGAAUGGCUCUCCUGUUGUUCUUCAUGUGUAGGCGAUUUUUGAGUUAAUUAAAUUUAAUCUUUUGGAAGUUCUGGCAGAUAGUGUAGGGCCUGAUCUACCAUAUAUAUACCCUCCCAUCCGGGCCUGUAUGUUAGAGUUAGCCUGAGCACCUCAGUUGGAUUAAAAACUUAUCCUUGCAGUCAGUGCAAGUUUAUUUGACUUUUAUGGUGUAUAUUCCUUGCUGA
Molecule: messenger RNA, 3784 nt
Organism: Brachypodium distachyon (stiff brome)
Lineage: Eukaryota; Viridiplantae; Streptophyta; Magnoliopsida; Poales; Poaceae
Exons: 28
Coding region: 152-3496 (1114 amino acids)
Cellular component (GO): mitochondrial outer membrane
Molecular function (GO): protein binding; ATP hydrolysis activity; ATP binding
Source: RefSeq, a predicted model, not a curated record